Molecule: messenger RNA, 1897 nt
Organism: Aspergillus steynii IBT 23096
Lineage: Eukaryota; Fungi; Ascomycota; Eurotiomycetes; Eurotiales; Aspergillaceae
Product: aminotransferase-like domain-containing protein
Exons: 8
Coding region: 149-1729 (526 amino acids)
Biological process (GO): aromatic amino acid catabolic process; L-tyrosine biosynthetic process
Molecular function (GO): L-2-aminoadipate:2-oxoglutarate transaminase activity; aromatic-amino-acid:2-oxoglutarate transaminase activity; pyridoxal phosphate binding
Source: RefSeq, a predicted model, not a curated record
UUGGAUUCUCCCUUUCAACCAAAUCACUGUGCCCAACCACUAUAUACUACUCUUGUUCCUGGUCUCGACGGAUUAUUCGGACCUUCUUAGAUUAAUUCCCACCCUUCUGCUCUUCAAUUCAAACGUUCAGCCCGCCAUCUACCGAAACAUGUCCCCCGCCGCCGUGGAUGCUCCGAACGGCACGGCCGCCCGGCCGUUGACGGUCGAAGGUAUCCCUGCCUUGAGAGCCAACAGCGCCCCCAUUCCUAAGGGAGUUGCGCCCGCGACCAACAGUGAUUUCUUCAAGAGCUCCGCCUGUUUUACCAAACCGAAGGCGAAGCGAUUUGAUCAUGUGCUCUCUCUGGAGUCGAAGUCGCGCAAGGAAUCAACCUUGAAGGGUGCUGCGAAGUAUCUCAAGAACCCAGGUCUCAUUUCCCUGGGUGGCGGUUUGCCAUCCCCCGAAUACUUCCCUUUCGAGGAACUUAGCAUCAAGGUCCCCACGCCGCCAGGAUUCUCCCCGGAGGAGACUCGUGAAACAGGUGCUGUGCUCCGCGCAGGAAAGAGUGACAUUCGCGAUGGAAAGGGUUUGUACGACCUGGAGGUUGCUCUGAAUUACGGUCAGGCCACCGGAUCGCCUCAGCUGCUCCGAUUCGUCACCGAACACACCGAACUUAUUCAUAACCCCCCAUAUGCCGAUUGGCACUGUUGCUUGACUGCAGGCAGCACGUAUUCAUGGGACACCACGCUUCGGAUGCUCUGCGAAAGAGGCGACUACAUUCUGAUGGAAGAAUAUACUUUCUCUAGUGCCCAAGAAACCGCCACCCCCCAAGGCGUCAAAGUGCAGCCGAUUAAGAUGGACGAGCAAGGCCUUCUACCCGAGUCCCUGGAUGAAGUCCUGAGCAACUGGGAUGAAGCUGCCAAGGGCGCACGCAAACCCUUCGUUCUUUACACCAUCCCAACCGGGCAAAACCCCACUGGUGCCACCCAGCAGGCGGCGAGACGUAAGGAAGUCUACAAGGUCGCCCAGAAGCAUGACGUCAUCAUCGUGGAGGACGAGCCCUACUAUUUCUUGCAGAUGCAGCCGUACGCGGGCGCUGAUGCUGAGCCCGUCCCUCCCCCCGCCAACCACGACGAGUUCAUCAAGUCCCUUGUUCCGUCUUACCUCAGCUUGGACGUUGACGGUCGUGUGCUUCGCCUGGAGUCCUUCUCCAAGGUUCUCUCCCCAGGCUCUCGGGUUGGUUGGGUCGUUGGCUCUCAGCAACUCGUCGAGCGAUUCAUCCGCAACUGCGAGACCUCUUCCCAGAACCCCAGUGGUAUUUCCCAGCUCGUCUUCUACAAGCUCCUGGAAGAGCAGUGGGGCCACGCAGGCUACCUCGACUGGUUGAUCAACUUGCGCAUGCAGUACACCGGCCGCCGGGACACUCUUGUCCACGCUUGCGAGAAGUACCUGCCGCGAGAGAUCGUUAGCUGGAACGCCCCUGCAGCCGGCAUGUUUCACUGGAUGAAAGUCGACUGGCAGAAGCACCCCGGUCUGUCGUCCGGGAAGACCCGCCAGGCCAUUGAAGAAGAAAUCUUCCAAGCAUCCAUCGACAACGGGGUUCUCGUGUCGCGUGGUAGCUGGUUCAAGGCCGACGGCGUGAGCGAGGGCGACAUGUUCUUCCGCGCUACCUUUGCGGCCGCCAGCGCGGAUAACAUCGCCGAGGCGAUCGCGCGAUUUGGAACGGCCCUGCGGGCGCAGUUUGGAAUUUAAUCACAUGGUUGAAUAUACCAUAGACCGCAUAUAAUAUUGAAUAAUGCAUAGAUGACCUCACGUUGUUUUUGGUCUACAAGCGUUCGGGAUUUUGCCUAGAGUUUUCACGGUCUUGCUCAAUAUUUAUUGUCAACAAACCUAGAAGAGAACUUAGUAAACCGGAGAAAG